Triticum aestivum (bread wheat) is the source of this 1092-nucleotide messenger RNA. RefSeq lists its product as uncharacterized. Bases 441 to 635 code for a protein of 64 amino acids. The record is from RefSeq and is a predicted model, not a curated record. Lineage: Eukaryota; Viridiplantae; Streptophyta; Magnoliopsida; Poales; Poaceae. The transcript is spliced from 2 exons.
UUGUUUUGUUUUUUGCUGUGGAGAUUUCAGAAUUGGCAGCACUCACUCACAUGAUUCUUUUUCAUGGUUAGGUUUGGGGCCGGCCACGGCCUUGUCGAAAGGGGGAGGAGGUAGGAAGAGUAAGAAGAGGAAAGGGACAAGAUACCAGAACAAAAUGGCUGAAAAGCACCAUGAUUGGGUUGCAAGGAAGGAAGCCCAAGACAUGUGGCAGGGGUGGAGGGGAAGAAGGGUACAGUGCACUGAACUUCACCUCGUGCCAAAAAGCAGGGCCUGAUUGAUGGUUACUUCCUCUCUAACCUAGACCCCCUUUUGUUUCCUCUCCCCUGCAUACAUACAUCCCUGCCUUGCUGCCUCUGCUCUGCUCCCUCAUUUCACCCCCCCCCCCCACCCCAUGAGGCCAUAACCCUCGGGCUCUAUCAUCAAGGCUUCCUGCCUUCCUCAUGGGGUGGCUCCGCUCCCUCUUCUCCCCCCUGAGGAAGAUCAUUGUCCGCGCACAUUCGGCGCGCAAAUACCGGAGGGGGAUGAGGAUCCUGUACAAGGACGUCAAGUCCUGCGAGGACGAAGAUGUGCACGUCCUGUGGUCCAUCCUGGUCGACUCGCACCGCCACCCGGCCAUGGUGAAGCUGAAGCUCUAGGACGGCCAUGGCGGCGGCACGCGGUUUUCGCCGUCGAGCCGGCGGCCAUCAUCUUUCGUGUGGAACUGCACAGUUUCAAUGGCAAUGCCGUCCGGGAAAAGACGAGCAGAUACUUUCCUUGUGUGUGUGCGUGUGUGACACCGGUCUGAUGUGUGCAUCUUGUGACUUUGUGGGUGAGGUUGAGACGUCGCCUUUGCUUUGAUGUGAGUGUGAGGUUGAGCUGAUGUAUCUGUAUAUAGAAAGCUCUGGGUGCCUUACCUAAUGGUAUUGAGUUUGGUUUCUUUUCCAUUGUUUUUUGCUCAGUCAUAAUUUCUCGGUUGACUUGUGUGCUUGUUGUGUGUUUGCGCUUUCAAUUGUUUGUGGAUAUUUGUAUUAUAUUGCUGUGUAUGGGUUUGUAUAGCAGAGACAUUGAUGUCAAGAUUGUAAAAUAAUGCGGUGGUUCUACCCAUUUUUAUAA